Diabrotica balteata is the source of this 417-nucleotide messenger RNA. The record is from the annotation of a GenBank genome assembly. Lineage: Eukaryota; Metazoa; Arthropoda; Insecta; Coleoptera; Chrysomelidae.
GGCGAGUUCGACUUACCUGCCAUAAUUGACUACAUUCUGAAGACAACGUCUCAAAAAAAUUUGACUUACAUCGGAUUCUCUCAGGGUAUUACACAAUUUUUGGCAAUGGCUUCUUUAAAACCCAAGUACAACAAUAAAGUCACCGUAGCUGUCCUUAUGGCUCCUAUAGCGUAUACGGCCAAUAUAAGAUCCCCGCUGUUAAGACCUAUAAUAAAGAAUAUGAACAGAAUAAAAGAAAUUUUAAACAAAUUUGACAUACAUGAGAUACUAGGGUAUAACCAUUUGAUGGCUAAGAUACUCUCGUGGAUAGUUUCCGAUGGAUCUCCCCUCCAACAAUUCGCUACCCAUCUGGUGUUUUUAAUAUAUGGAUAUGAUAACGAUCAGCUAAAUAAAGUAAGAUGCUUUCAAUUAUUUUAA